Molecule: messenger RNA, 478 nt
Organism: Glossina fuscipes
Lineage: Eukaryota; Metazoa; Arthropoda; Insecta; Diptera; Glossinidae
Gene: COX7B
Exons: 3
Coding region: 116-385 (89 amino acids)
Source: RefSeq, a predicted model, not a curated record
UUUGGGAAAUCAAGUUAACAUAAUCUUUUGAUCAUCGGUCAAAAAGGUUUGGUUCUUUUCAGUUGCAACCAGUGAAAUAUAUUUAUCUUCUUACAAAAACUAAACUUAAGUCGAAAUGUUGGUUAAAAAUAUUGUGACGCGAGGUCUUCUCAUGAGAAAUGCUGGUAUUUUAUCGCGUGCGCUCUAUCAUGGUGUCGAUAAAAAGGUCACAAUGAAUGACUUGCCAGUACCUUCCGGCGAUUGGCAAGAACAAAACUCCAGACAAAACACCGUAUAUAAUACCUAUUUAAUAGUGGGUGUUUUGGCUUUAGUGGGAACCAUCGGUCUGGUCAAAUCCACUGGUGUGAUUGAACUUAAUUACUAUCCUCCCAAAUCUAUAGAUUAAAAGAGAUAGUUGAAAAAUAAAUCUUACUUGCAGUUCUUAGGUAAACUGAGAACAAUUUGAUGAAAUAAAACACAAUGGGAAUAAAAUCUAUAA